Messenger RNA from Nyctereutes procyonoides (raccoon dog), 4168 nucleotides. RefSeq names its product family with sequence similarity 78 member A (gene FAM78A). Lineage: Eukaryota; Metazoa; Chordata; Mammalia; Carnivora; Canidae. The transcript has 2 exons. The record is from RefSeq and is a predicted model, not a curated record. The coding region runs from base 662 to 1513 and encodes 283 amino acids.
UGCGCCCGCGUGGGGGCGUCGGCCCGCGCCCGCGAGUGGGCGCCCACGGGGACCCCGCGGGCGGCGGGAGCCCGGCGCUCGCCUCCUGGAAGCCGCGGGUCGGCGCCGCCCCCGAGGGCCUCCGCGCUCCGACAGAAACUGCUCUUCCAUUGAUUGGGCCCGGUCGGGCGAGCGGCCGGGGCCGGGGCCGGGGCCGGCGCGUGUGCCCCGAGCGAGCGCGUGCGGAAGGCGGGCGGCCAGGAAGUCGGACUUGUGCAGCGAGCGAGCGGCACCGGCAGGGGGACGAGCCUUCCCCGUUGAUGUGUCUGCUGGCGUUCGCCUUCUUCGCCCCAAGACUUCAGGGAGCGUCCCCGGGCUGCGUUCCCCGCGUGUGAGGCACGGAAGGGCUGGAUGUCUGAACAACAUGAUUAUCCAUUAGCCUCCAGACUUUCCCUUUUUUAAACCCAAAGAAUAUCGGUGAUUUUUGUCCACUGCUAGCAGAAGAAGAGAGAACCUGGGGCUCUUGAAAUGCAGCAAAGUCCUUAUUUAUAAACAGGCCCGAGAUAGUGAUAUGCAAACCCCCUGCACUCAGUGAAUUUUCUAUCCUAUGGAUAUCGGUCUUGAGAUUUGAGAUUGGAGAGCAGUCCUGUCUGCGCUGGGUCUGGCAGCCUCCAUCCUUUCAAUGCCCAGUUUCCUCUGGGACUGCUGGCCUUCCCUGGAGAUCAGAGCUGUACUGUGUGCCAUGGGCUGUAUUCAGAGCAUCGGGGGCAAAGCCAGAGUCUUCCGGGAAGGCAUCACGGUGAUUGAUGUGAAAGCCUCUAUCGACCCCAUCCCCACCAGCAUCGAUGAGUCCUCCAGCGUGGUGCUGCGCUAUCGGACGCCCCACUUCCGUGCCUCGGCCCAGGUGGUCAUGCCACCCAUCCCUAAGAAAGAGACCUGGAUUGUCGGCUGGAUUCAGGCGUGCAGCCACAUGGAGUUCUACAACCAGUAUGGGGAGCAGGGCAUGUCCAGCUGGGAGCUCCCAGACCUCCAGGAGGGCAAGAUCGAGGCCAUUAGUGACUCGGAUGGGGUGAACUACCCCUGGUACGGCAACACCACAGAGACAUGCACCAUUGUAGGCCCCACCAAGAGAGACUCCAAGUUCAUCAUCAGCAUGAACGACAACUUCUAUCCCAGCGUCACAUGGGCCGUGCCCGUCAGUGAGAGCAACGUGGCCAAACUGACCAACAUCUACCGGGACCAGAGCUUCACCACGUGGCUGGUGGCCACCAACACCUCAACCAAUGACAUGAUCAUUUUACAGACGCUGCACUGGCGCAUGCAGCUCAGCAUCGAGGUGAACCCCAACCGCCCCCUGGGCCAGCGUGCCAGGCUGCGGGAGCCCAUCGCCCAGGACCAGCCCAAAAUCCUAAGCAAGAACGAGCCGAUACCACCCAGCGCCCUGGUCAAGCCCAAUGCCAACGAUGCUCAGGUCCUCAUGUGGCGGCCCAAGUACGGGCAGCCACUGGUGGUGAUCCCGCCCAAGCACCGGUAACAGCCAGGGUGCCCUGCUAGGCCAUAGACUCAAAUAAUAACACUGCUCCAACAACACCCACACGGACUCUUCAGUCAUUCAGCAAAAUACAACCACUCUGCCUUCUCGAGCGGGCGGAUCUCACUGUGCAAAUGCCCCGGGAUGGCCUUCCCCAGCCCUCUUGGCACCUGCUUCCUUUCGGGGAGGGGGAGGCCCGGCCGGGACACCCAACCCCACGUCCCCCCUUCACCUUGAGUCUCCUUUCCUGGCAGUUUCUAUCAUUCACUUUGCAAAACUCCCUGAAACAACUGCUUUUUCAGUUCUUCUUCUCUCUCUCUCUUUUUUUAAAAACACCUCUUUAAGAGGUUCAGGGGCGGGAGGAGGCGGAGCUGGUCGUGACACUGACCGGCACCUGCUGCUGAUUUGUGAGUGGCGGCCCCCCAUGGCAGCUCCCCUCGUCCUCUGUCACGCGGCCUUACCUAGACUCGCUUUGCCAAACUUUUGCCUUAAGCUAAAUUUAAAGGAAAAAAGCCCAAAACAGACAAAGAAAGCAGGAUCUCUUUUCUACCAGAUUAUUUUCGGCUACAGGUGAAGGAGGGGGCAGGGCCAGGGAGCAGAGAGGCACCUGUGCCCUGCUCCCAGGUGUCCUGGCAGAGGGGCAGGGGGACAUAUUUAGACCUAAAACCAGCUACUUGUUCUUUUAUUUCUGCUGAAACUGAGAGUAACCAUCUGCAGAGCCCCUUCUCUCAGGCUCUGGUGGGAAACCUCCACCCCACCAUACCUGCAGAGGUACCUGUGCGCUCUGUUGGGGUAGAUCUGCUGGGGCUGCUUCUCUGGUCUCUCUUCUGUCAGCCUUAACUUGCCUGGGGUAAAUCUGGGAGGAGAGAGAGAGGGUUGAGCCUCAGUGGUUCUCGCCAUCUCAGUCCUCAGCACCCAGCCACGGAUGCGUCCGUCGGCACAUCUAAGGGUUUAUAGCUUUUCCUUUUCUGUCCACACUGGCCCCAAAUGCCUGGAGGGCCACCUUGAGCCAGAUUUAGUCUGAAGGUAAGGAAGGCAGGCAACUUUCCUACUGGCUCCUUCUCAGGGGAUGCCCCUCCCAGGUACUCUGGGAGAAGCUGCAGACAGGUUCUGGGCACCAGUGUUGGAGGUGGGGGGAAGCUGCCGAGGGGGGCACCCAGGAUAGGCGGUCCUGGAUCUGGGGAGAGGCCAGAAAGGCCAUCACAGGUGCCCCACUGUGAAGCAGACCAGGGGGUUGUCGGGGGUUACAUGGGGACAUAGUUGACAGGCAUUGGGGCCGCUCCAGAGGCUGGUUGACAGUGUGGCUAGUCCAGAGGGCCACUAUCCCUCGGUUCCAGGGCCCUGCAGAGCCCUAGGAUGGUCCUGAGCGACACUAAGCUUUCUUAGUAAUGUCUGCCUUGAUGCCUGCCUGCAGAUGGGGGUUACCCCACAGAAGCCCCCUUCCUCAAACCUGCUGAACCCCACAGCUACUUUACCCAGCCCUGCAUUUGAAUUAAUAAUACCCAAGUACAGAAAAUCAUCAGAAAAGAAAAAUAAUUCAUUUCUGCUGCAGAUGAGCCACUUGUAGGAGUCCCAGUGACAACGUGGGAGGAUGUGGGUCACCUUGAUCUGCUCCUUUAUCCACGUGGCAUUGUAACUUAGUCAAGGGGUGCUUAACGUCCCAUCUGUCUCCCAGCCCUGCUCCUGAUAGCAGGUCCACAGCUAUCUUGGAACAACCAGACCAGAAACACGUCUGUGUCGCCAGUGUGCUGCAUGGGGAACCCCUUUGUCAGGCCCAAGAUUUUCCCCUGGAAACUGCCUGUUCCCCUGGGUGUGUACGGAGACCCCGUCACCCAGAGAGACCAUAGCCUCAAGUGAGGGGGGAUGAUGGGUCCCAGCUCUACCUCCCAGGGAAGGGCCUGGGAGGGGCUAGGCUGCCGGCAUCCUGCUGCUGUGGACAGGACCUGACCUCCUAAUGGAGCGGCCCUUCUCUGCACUCAGGUCUUUCUUGCACUAAAAAAAGGAGGAAGGGCCCUGGGUGAGGGGUCGGAGGCUGGAGUUCAGGUUCUGGGUGGGGUCAUCACUAAGGGGUUCUUACUGCCCUAGGGGUGGGAGCAGGAGAGGACAGUAAUGAGUGGUCCUGAGCUGUUGUGGGCCGAGUCCCUCAAACAUGUACCUGCUGAGUGUGAGCAAGCCCUCUUGCCAGGGACCAGUGCUGUGCCCACUAGGAGGGGGCAAAGCUACUCUGGCUGCCUCCCCUGGCCUAUUGCAUGCCUGGGCCCCAGCUCACCUUGCUCCUUGACUCAUCCCGCCCCUCCUGCACCCCUUUCUCUCUGACCCUCCUGGCCCUUCUGGAGACAGGGCUGGAAAGGCCCUGGAGAGGCCGCAGGUCUGGCCCAGGACACUGGGCUUAGCCUGGGUCUGGUCCCUGGGCCUCCUCCCUAUCAGGAGCACAGACACUGGGCUUCUCACCUGGGUCCCCAAUCCCCCUGGUGUCCCUCUCCCCUGGUGUGGACACACUCCUCCAGCAAUAAGGACUAUCCGUGGUCAUGGAGAGUACUGUGAAAACAAACCAAUGCACUUACCAGGAGGCACAAGACUCUUGAAGAAUAUGUAAAAUUAAAUUUUUUUUAAAAAAGAAACAACAAAUCUUCACAAAGAGAAAUAAAAUGUAAUUUU